Molecule: messenger RNA, 2384 nt
Organism: Rubroshorea leprosula
Lineage: Eukaryota; Viridiplantae; Streptophyta; Magnoliopsida; Malvales; Dipterocarpaceae
Source: the annotation of a GenBank genome assembly
CGUAGCAAUCGCCAAUUUGAUUCCCACCCUUUUCCGUUCGUCUUCUUCCACCCCUCUGCAACCAAUGAACAAAACCGCCAUGAGCUCGCCGGAGACUGACAACAUUCCGGUCGAAGUGACCUCCAUUCUCGAUUAUCUUGUAGCCUACCACUCCGAUCAGCUCCGCUCCAUUGCGCUCUCUCCGGACCCUAAGUUCCACUAUCCUCUCUUUGUCGAGUUUGCGGAGCUUUUGGAUGCCGAUCCUGCACUUGCCCACAACGUCUACUACAAACCUGAUAAAUACUUGAGAUUCUUCGAUUAUGCCGCUGUUUUAGCUCAGAAAGAAGUAUUAAGGGAUUCCAUUUUUCAUGGGAAAGGGGUUGAGAAGAAAUUCAUUCAUGUUCGUUUCAACGUCAGUGGUUCUCCACUUGAAUCCCCUGAGGCUUUCCCAAGUAUUGGGCGUGUGAGAGUGAAGCACAGGAAGAUCCUUCUUACACUUAAGGGCACUGUAAUUCGUUCUGGAGCAGUGAAGAUGUAUGAAGGGGAGAGAACAUACAUUUGCAAGAAAUGCAAGCACAUGUUUCCUGUUCACCCUGAGCUUGAAACAAGGAACUCAAUAACACUGCCAUCAAUCUGUCCAUCUCAGGUUUAUUAUGUACCCUGCUCUAGAGUCUCAAAUUUUCAGAGGUCCGUACCUUGUCAAGGAACUAACUUCCAGAAUGUAGCAAAUACUACAGUGUGCCAUGAUUAUCAGGAAAUCAAAAUCCAAGAAAGUACGCAGGUGUUGGGUGUUGGGGUCAUUCCUCGUUCCAUUUUAGUCAUACUGAUGGACGAUCUUGUUGACAUCGUUAAAGCUGGAGAUGAUGUCAUUGUUACAGGGGUAUUGACUGCAAAAUGGUCUCCUGACUUAAAAGAUGUGCGCUGUGACCUUGAUCCUGUAUUAAUUGCUAAUCAUGUAAGGAGAACUAAUGAGCUGAAAUCAGAUAUUGAUAUUCCUAUUGACAUUAUUUUGAAAUUCAAUCAGUUCUGGGCGGACUUUAAAGACACCCCUUUAAAAGGGAGAAAUGCUAUUCUACAAGGUAUUUGCCCACAAGUUUUUGGACUCUUCACUGUGAAGCUUGCAGUUGCAUUAACACUUAUUGGAGGUGUGCAACAUGUUGAUGCUUCUGGGACAAAGGUUCGAGGAGAGUCUCACUUGCUUCUGGUUGGUGAUCCAGGUACAGGGAAGUCUCAAUUCUUAAAAUUUGCCGCAAAGUUGAGCAAUCGAUCUGUAAUCACAACUGGCUUGGGAAGUACAAGUGCUGGACUGACUGUUACUGCCGUCAAGGAUGGAGGAGAGUGGAUGUUAGAAGCUGGAGCACUUGUUUUGGCAGAUGGAGGACUUUGCUGCAUUGAUGAAUUUGAUAGCAUGAGGGAACAUGACAGGGCCACCAUACACGAAGCAAUGGAGCAGCAGACUAUUAGUGUUGCCAAGGCUGGCCUUGUGACAACUCUUAGUACCCGGACAAUCGUAUUUGGUGCAACAAAUCCUAAAGGACAUUAUGAUCCUGAUCAACCUCUCUCUGUCAAUACGACUCUCUCUGGUCCCUUGCUGAGCAGAUUUGAUAUAGUCCUUGUCCUCUUAGAUACAAAGAACCCUGAGUGGGAUGCGGUUGUUUCAUCUCACAUUCUUGCUGAGGGAGAAAACAAGAGAGGUGAACCGGAUGAAGAUUGGGCACAAUUCUGGUCACUUCCUAUGCUUCGGAGGUAUAUUCACUACGUGAAAGGACAUUUUAAACCAUCAUUAACAAAAGAGGCUGAAAAGGUUAUCUCAAGCUAUUAUCAACUUCAAAGAAGAUCUGCCAUGCAGAAUGCAGCAAGAACAACCGUGCGCAUGCUGGAAAGUCUGAUACGCCUGGGGCAAGCACAUGCUAGACUUAUGUUCAGAAAUGAGGUCACUAAAUUAGAUGCCAUAACAGCCAUCUUAUGCGUUGAAUCAUCCAUGACUACCUCAGCCAUUGUGGACAGCAUUGGGAAUGCAUUACACUCCAAUUUCACUGAGAAGCCUGAUCAGGAAUAUGCCAAACAGGAACAGCUAAUCCUUGAAAAGCUGAGAUCGGUAGAUGAAUUCCCUGACUUGAACAGUAUGGAAGGAUUUUAAGGAUGGUUAAAAAGUGUACAGUGGACAUGUCAUUGAUUUGAGCUCCUCUUUUUGGGUUGCUGCUCACUGCAAGCAUUUAGUCAUAGAAACUUAACCUUUUCACUCUUGUUGCUUACAAGGUACAUGCCAUCUAAUAUGUAAAAUUCUUCUGCAAUUCUCAGAAGAUUAGUUAUUGUCUAGCUUUGAAGAAUGGUGUAUAUGCAGUUUGAGAGUUCUGUACUAGACCUUCAUCUAUGAGUAUUUUGUGCAUUCAUGUUCAGAUUAC